ACAAAGUGAGUCCUCCAUGUGUAGCGUACAAAUAACGUGGUUACGAUGUUAGAGUAAAUCAGACGAGUUUAUAUUAACGUUAACUACGUUGAUCUCGUUAACUACGUUCGUUACGUGUCGGUGGAGUAACGUGUUUUUUUUAAAGAUGGCGACUGACGCGUCCGAAUAGUUCCCGCUGGUUUGAACUCCGUUUGUCAUCAUUUCUACAGAGAAGUGUGUUGGUCUGUGUGUCAUGGAGUGUGUGGAGGAGAAGUUUAAAGGUCUGUCCCUGGCCCGGCGCUCCCGCCCCCCCGAGGCCACCUACCUGCUGCACGUGGCGCUGCAGCCGUCCGACCUGCUGGCCGUGUCCUGCUCCAACUUCACCAUCCAGCUGCACAACAAGCGCACCCUGGCCCGGGUGGGGCAGCACCGGGGCCACAGCGCCCGCAUGUGUGGGGUCACGUUCGCCCGCAGCUCCCCCGACCUCCUGUACUCGGGCUCGGCCGACGGGACGGUGCGGGGGUGGGACGUGCGGCGCCCGGGGACGGAGGCGGUCCAGAUGUUCCGCAGCGACCCGGCGCACCUGUUCUGCAGCUUCGACCUGAGCUGCAGCGACCUGCUGCUGUGCGCCGGCACGGAGAAGGUCGGCGAGGACAGCUACCUGGUGUUCUGGGACGCCAGGAGGCCGGGCGCCGGGCUCCUGGGCUCGUACUCGGAGUCGCACAGUGAUGACAUCACACACGUGCGCUUCCACCCCCGAGACAAAGACCGGCUGGCGUCCGGCUCCACCGACGGCCUGGUGAACGUGUUCGACCUGAGCCAGGGCGCGGAGGAGGAGGCGCUGCUCGCCACGUGCAACGGCGUCUCGUCCACCGGCGCCCUCUGCUGGUCGGGAGCAGACUACACGCAGCUGCUGUGCCUCAGCCUGGACGAGGGGCUGCACCUGUGGGACCUGAGCCAGCUGGACACCGACCAGCCCCUCGCCGUCUUCAGCACCGGGGACGCCCGCGGCCUGACGCUGCUGGAGGACGGGGGGGGCGUGGACUACCUGGUCGGGGGGGCGUGGCUGGAGGAGACUCAGACGCUGCUGGUGCUCGGGGGGAAGGACAGCGGCGAGCUCCACCUGAUGGAGUGUGACCACGGGGGGCUCCGCCUGCUGAGGAGCCUGAAGGGAGGCCACGCCUCCACCGUGCGCUGCUUCCUGUGGGACGCGGCGGAGGAGGCGCUGGUCACCGGCGGCGAGGACGCUCAGCUGUUGCUGUGGAAACCGGGAGGGGUGGAGCUCACGGCGGGUAAAAGGGAAUCGAUGAAGAGCCAAUCAGAUCUCAGACUCAAAUCCAGAGCUCAUAAAAAAUACAGCUACCAGAAGGAGAAGAAGAGCUGAUUGGACGCUGGUGGAUUCUAAAGUUUGUGUUUUCUACAACAAAUUAAAAACCUUUUCAUCUAAAGUUGGAAAAAACAAAUAAAACGAUUCAAGAAAAUCACAGAAACCAACAAAAUUAAAUAUUGUUUAAGUACAAUAAAGUAAAGUUGGUUUCUUGUACUAACUAUACACACAUUAAUAUUACUGCACUGUUUAUCUGUGAUAUGAAACUGUGACUUCUGAG
Limanda limanda (common dab) is the source of this 1586-nucleotide messenger RNA. It is a transcript of the gene wdr89, whose product is annotated as WD repeat domain 89. NCBI's taxonomy places the organism in Eukaryota, Metazoa, Chordata, Actinopteri, Pleuronectiformes, Pleuronectidae. The transcript is spliced from 2 exons. The coding region runs from base 233 to 1363 and encodes 376 amino acids. The record is from RefSeq and is a predicted model, not a curated record. Gene Ontology annotation, molecular function: protein binding.